Bombus huntii is the source of this 5413-nucleotide messenger RNA. It is a transcript of the gene ltl, whose product is annotated as insulin-like growth factor-binding protein complex acid labile subunit. Gene Ontology annotation, molecular function: protein binding. NCBI's taxonomy places the organism in Eukaryota, Metazoa, Arthropoda, Insecta, Hymenoptera, Apidae. Bases 3115 to 5022 code for a protein of 635 amino acids. The transcript is spliced from 10 exons. The record is from RefSeq and is a predicted model, not a curated record.
ACGGAGUCGUGCCCAGAAGUUCCUUUCUUCUCUCAUCGAGGAAAAGCGCGAUGAUGCAUCGUGUCAAUGGAAUUCAUAGAAACCGGUCGGUGAAAACGCGAGCCGCGCGGAUCGUGAGAUUGUAUUUACUGUCGCUUCAAUGAUCCACGGAGAGACGACCGUCGAGCGCAGCGGAUAAGGAGCUUCGAGAGACGAUAAAAGAAUCGAACGUUAUCGCACGAAUUAGUGACGGCUAUUGUACCUGAGAUGCUAUUGCAGGGAACCAGUGGCAGGACCGUGGACCGCGUUAAACAUCGUGUAAAAGCUUGACAGUGAAAACGAUAACGGAGAAUGACGAAAAGGACGAAGAGAGGAUCGAGAAUUUCAACGGAUUAACAUUCCAGCAACGUUCCUAACCACUUCGAAAUUCAUCGUGACAACGCGAACGAUAAGAAGAAUCUAUAAGAAGAAUCAGGCGAAGCUUUUUAAUGGUUUUUGAUCAGCUCGAAGUCUACCUUGUCACCAAACACGAUAAGAGAUACAACAAUGUUAACAAUGGUAAAAAAUGACGAGUAUCACUGACUUUAUUAAAUGUGUAUUCUAGAUGCGUUUUUUGAUGGUUUGUUCGUGAACGUUUGACGCGCAGAGGCAGUAUACGUAUAGGAUGAUAAUAAAAAAUGUAAGUUUCACCGAAUCAACGUUCCAAGAACAUUCUUAUUAAUUCAUCUACCUGGAAAUACGUUGUGACAACUAAAAUGAGUAGCACGAAGAUUUCAGCUAUGUCGUCCCACGAUUUUCAUAUAUCAAGCUUCAACGCGACAAUAGCACGGUAAUAAUAAGAAUGAGAAGAAGCAUAAAGAAAAAGAACGGUGAAGAUCUACAAGUUUCAUCGAACCAACAUUCCAAGAGCGUUCUUGGCAGUUCACCUACCUCAAAAUCCAUUCUCCCUCUCUCCUGAGAUACCUAUGGCGCUUAGCCACGAUCUCCAAAGCGUGAUUCGAAGGAAAGGGUGCGAUCUUACCGCGUUGACAGUAUCACAGGUAAAAGAAGAAAGUGAGAAAAUAAAAAAACGAAGAUAUGCAAUAAUAAGAGAGGAGUGGCAUAACUCGCACAUAAUGCGUCGCAAUUAACCCCCCUCGCUUACAUGUAAUUUUAAUAAGUACGCGUUACGGUAUGUAUAAAUUUGCAUAGGCACACAGAACGUAAUAAGCACCUGGAAUUAAUGUUAUCGCGCGCGAGGCAGUAGCCGGGAUUAAAAAUGUGUCCGAGCGUCUGCAUGGAUGAGAGAACGGUCGGUCCGGUCAUGGACCAAAAGAAAUGCAAAAGGAAACUCGAAUAUAUGUAUAAAAUUCGUGUUGCGAUAGCACGUUUACAUCGUUUAACAUGUACCAUAUAUUUGACUCGAUUGUUAAAUAAUCAUCAAGAUACAGUAUGAUGUGACUUUGCUUUCAAGGUAUCAACCGUUUAUGAAGUCCGAGUGUCGGUCGUACGUGUCGUCUACUAGCUGCUACAACAGAGGAAGAAAGAUGACAAGGAAAAGAGAGAGAGGAAAAGAGAUAAACAAGCAGAAGACAAGGAGAGUAAGAAUAAAAGAAAGAGAGGGAUUUACGAGCGAAUUAUCUGGUAUUUUCUUUCAGCCUGCGGACGGCUAAGCAAAGGUCAAAAGUUGAGCAAUGCUAUCCUUAUCGAUGCAAACACCGCCUUCGCAUAUGCAGUGCGCAAGCAUCGAGAGAUUGGCGGGACUUCUUGCCUUCUCGCGUGAAAACGUUCACGCUAGUCACGCUGGUGCCAUUGUCGAAGAAAAUCUUGAUCGCGUGCCGCACCAAUUUUUCUCCCUGAUUUCCGCUUUGCCGUGACACUUUCGAGAGGCUUUACUGUUAUAUCGACGAAUUACUUUCAGUGAAUCGUCCAGAGAAGAGAACGAUAUCGAGAUACUCGUGAAUCAUAGAGCAGGUUAUACGAAGCACCCGAUUAUUAGAAUCGUUAAAGAUGUAUCACGAACGAGAAGACUUAUUGCGAGGAUCUUGUGUACCCUCGAGACUCGUGCUCGAUAGAAACCGCACGACGAAAUUAAGGGAGCACGCAUGGUUGUUUCACGUGCGGAACUUCCGGUUGCUGAUCCGUGCGAACACACACAAGCGACAAAUAGAUUGACGAUUGCCGAUAAAAAGAUAGAAACGGAUGGAAAGCGAGAGAAGGGGCAAAAGAGGAGAGACGCGAGUCGGUGUACACACAUAAUGUACGAGUCCUGAGAGGAGUCGGAGUCCCUCCCGGAGGCGCGGCGCCGCGCCGCGCCACGGCACGACGUUGUGACUAUAAGUAAGUCUCGCGCGGCGCGCCGCGGCUUAAUGCCGUUGCCGCGUUCGUGGCGCCAAGAGGAGGGCCCAUUGGCGACGAUAAGCCUCCUUCGUGUCCGGCACGAACGAGAAAAAGAAAGAGAGAAAAAACGGAGAUAGAUACACAGCAGUCAGCUUUCACCCGCGUUUCAGCAGUGAAUAUAUAUACCCCGUCGGGGUGUGGAUCGAAACAGUGUAGAUAAUACGUAGCUGUCAGUCGUAUCCGGCCAGUGUCAGUCUAGAGUUAGUGUCGGCGAACAGAGUGACCGAGUGUCGUUCGCGAGCCACUCAAUAACACCUAUCGGAAAGAUAAACUUUCAACCCUUAAACGUUAUCAUUCGGAACUCGAUGAGAUCUGCUUCGUACGUUCUUUCUCACUUGCUAUUCUAGAUAAGUUAUCCAUGUUUUUUUUUUAAUUCCAUUUAAAUUCGUAUCACCACCGAAUCGAGGUUUAUGGUCGAAACAAUUUUUUAAUCCUCUUACAAACGUACUCUUUGCUUCUACUUCAAGUGGAUAAUCCUUUUAUCACCAAGUGAUUGUAAAAUUACUUGUGUCCUGUGAUUCGCGUAUUCUAUUAUUCGAUAGUAAUAGAAAUCGGUGCAAGUGUCAGACAUAGAGAGUAGUGACAAAGACAGAGAGGGAACAGUGAACCGAGAAGCAGUGGAAGGUGAUUGAUAUCCAGGGGAUACGCAUGGUCCGUCCGGACCGGGGAAGAUCACCUCUGUCGACGAGCACGGACCUUUCUACUGGCCCGUUUGGAUGGUGAUCAGCACGGAAGCGUUUUAACGUUCAAACAACCAUGUCGGGGCUGCUUUACACGCUUUUAGGGUUGGCGGCUAGCUCGAGCCUUCAUUGCGCUGUUCGCCGCGAGAUAAGCCCAUGCACCUGCCGACAGGAAGCGUUCUCCAGCACCGUUAUCAACCCGGCGCAGGCUGCUGUCGCUGCUGUAGCCGCCGCGGCUGCUGCUACGACCGGUAACAAUGCCGGUCACCAUGGACACGGGGAACGGAUCGAGGUCGUAUGCGAACGGAUGGACUCUUUCGAACAAGUGGCAGGGGCAUUAAGGGGCAAAUUCACCACCGAGCAACAAAUUACUUUGCGUGUUUCUCAUUCAAAUCUCAGGGAUAUAUCGCGGCAUGAUUUCAAAGAGCUGCGGAUGUCCAUUACGAAGCUCGAGCUGAAUCACGAUCGUCUAGGGUUCGUAGACGGCGAAGUUUUCGCGGGGUUGGGAAGAACGCAAUAUCUUAGUCUCGCGGAUAACGAAGUACCAUCUAUACCGAGACAUAUUCUGUCGCAUCUCUCAUUGCUGAGGACCCUAGAUCUCAGCAGAAAUCGGAUAAGCCGUAUAGACUCGGAUGACUUUAAGUACAACCCGACAUUACAGCAUCUCCUGUUGGCCGGAAAUGCGAUUUCAGAAAUGGUGCCAGGCUCGUUGCCACCAUUAGUGAAGCACCUACACGUUGGCCGCAAUCAGUUACAAAGCCUGAAUCGAACGUUACGAGAUUUGAAUCAGUUGGAGUGGUUGCUAAUUAACGCCAACGAGCUCACGUCUUUAGAUGGCGAGCUACCGUCUUCUGGCCAUAACCUGAAGAUGCUCUACGCCGUGGACAAUAAAUUAACUCACUUGCCAGCAGAAUUUCGCUACUUACAUCGUUUAGAAAGUCUGUAUCUUCAGCACAAUAAGAUUCGCAGUCUCGAUGGCACGCUGCAAAAGGCUCGUAGAUUGAAGUUUCUCGAACUUUCGUACAACGAUCUGCAAGAGUUAACGGAAGAAGAUUUCCUAGAAGCAGAGAUGUUAGAAGAUCUAGAGCUCGGACACAAUUCCUUAAAAUCGUUGGGUAGCGCGGGUAAUGGUAAUGGCGACGGAAACGGGGGCAACAGUGUCCUUUACCCUCUCAGGUCUCUCAAGUGUUUAAACUUGACGCACAACGAGCUUCGCGAGUUCUCAUUCGCGUCACUUCGUGGCCUGCGCGAGCUACGAUUGCUCGAUCUCUCGAACAACAGAAUCGCGCGACUCCACAGAGGAAGAACGCCGUCAGAGAAUUUAGUAGAAGAGGAAGGGGAAGAAACGGCGGGCGGAAAUAUUCAAGAUAUGCAACUGCAGCACAACGAGCUUCGAAGCUUGGAUGGCUCGUUAUUCCUUGGAAUGAAGGAAUUACAGAAGCUGAAUCUCAGUUACAACGCUUUAGGACCGACGAUUGGACAGCGUGAUCUACGAGGCCUCGAUGGUCUCAAAGUCCUCGAUCUCUCUCACAACGAGCUUACUACACUCGAAGAUACGUCAGAGACGUGGCUUCCUUCCCUGGAGGAAUUAAACGCAUCGCACAAUCGUCUGGUAACAUUGUCCGAGAGAGACUUCCGUGGAUUUCCUGUUCUCUGCUGGGCAGAUGUGAGCGCGAAUCGGAUACGUACUCUGAUGCCGGAACUCGUGGCGAACACACGUUGCACCGUUCACGGUGUGCCUGACGUGCUUCGCAUAUAUCUUCAAGAUAAUCCGGUGUUGUGCGAUCCUGGACUAGCAGACUUGACCGUGGCUUUCGAAGUCAAUCACGCGAAAGUCUAUGGUGUGGCCAAUAAUUGUCCAACGACCGUUGCAACUCCCACCGAGCAAACGUCGCCGCUUCCGCCGUUACCACCGACGCUGUUAUUGGCCGCCGCCGCGGCUGCUUCCGGAGGAAAUGUUUCUUUCGCCGCGACCCUCGAGUAGUCCAUUAGAAGUAGAAUGAGAAUCGUAGGACGCAAUCGAUGGGCAAAAGAAAGUUCGAACGGAAACGAAGAAGAAGAAGGAAGAAACGGUCGAGAGGAAGAAUUUAUUCGAUUCGUGGUCGCCCGUUUACACAUGCAAUGCAAACGAUGAUAGACAUACGUGAGAUGGACACGGUGACGUUGAAAAGCCCGUUCUAUUGAUCAUUGUGAUAAAACAGAAGUGUAAAGAAACGGGCGGUGUGAAUCUUGGUAUAGCCUCGCUUUCAAGUUCGACACGGGCGUUUUAGUUCGUUUAAUCUAAUCCGCUUGCGUGUAUUUCUUGGAAGCAUCCAAAUAAAAAAAAGCAUUGUAUAAUAAUAAUAGGAUAACACACACACACACACAUAUAAAUA